AUGACAGAAGUAAAGUUGCGUACUGCCAGUCAAAAUAUAUUGAAAGCUAGUAUGGCGGGCUCACUAUCUAUUGUGCCAGGGAGAUUAAACGAGACAAUAAUCAAGACCGGCUUACAUUUUGGCUGUGCUUCAAAGUGGGGCGAUGAACAUCAUGAGUUUGGAAUGCGAAGAUUAGCAGGGACCUCUGUGGAUGGAGAAAUCAAAGACUGGUUCAUUAUGGAAUGCAAACUGCUUGGAUGCAGUAUUAUCAUCGACAGAAUCGGUAACAUAUUUGCUGUCUUUUCAGGGAAAAAAAGAGGUAAGCCCACAGCAAUUGGGUCGCACUUGGAUACUCAACCUGAGGCUGGAAAAUAUGAUGGAAUAUUAGGAGUUUUAGCCGGUCUGGAGGUUUUGAGAACUUUUAAGGAGAAUGGCUAUGUUCCUAACUUUGACGUGUGUGUAGUUUGCUGGUUUAAUGAAGAAGGUGCCCGCUUUCCGAGAUAUUGUAUGGGUUCCAGCGUGUGGGCGAAUAGGUAUGAUAUCGAAGAUGCAUAUGGAAUGAAAUCUGUUACUGAAAGCACCUCCGAAACCGUGUACGACUCAUUGAAAAAGAUUGGAUAUCUAGGGGAAACGCCAGCAUCAUACCGAGAAAAUGAGAUAGAUGCACACUUUGAGUUGCAUAUUGAGCAGGGGCCAGUCCUCGAGGAUGAAAAAAAGAAAAUAGGAGUAGUUACUGGGGUACAGGCAUGCUAUUGGGAAUUGUUCACCGUCACAGAUACCGGAAGUCAUGCCGGAACCACACCAAGGAGGUUAAGAAAGGAUGCCUUAUUGAUGUCUGCAAGAAUGAUACUGAAAGCUGAGGAGAUUGCUAUCAGGUGGGGCGGCUUAUUUACUUGUGGUGUCAUAGAAGCUAAGCCCUCAUCGGUUAAUAUUGUUCCCGGUAAGGUGUCCUUUACGCUGGAUUUCCGACAUGAAUCUGAUGAAAUACUGAGUAGCAUGCUCAGAGAAACGAAAUCAGCGUAUGAUGAAAUGAUCAAGGAAAAUGAAAGUGGCGAAUUGUCAUGGACUUCAGAAUUACUUGUCAAUACGCCCGUUGUAGAAUUUGACGAAAAAUGUAUCAAGUGCGUUUCUAAGUCAGCGAGAGAUCAAUUCCCCGAUACCGAUAUUAGGGAAAUUUGGUCAGGAGCAGGGCAUGAUUCAUGUCAAAUAAAUUUUCGGGUUCCAACUUCAAUGAUAUUCAUUCCUUCAAAGAAUGGAUUAUCUCAUAACUACCGGGAAUAUUCUUCUCCGGAACAAAUCGAGGAUGGCUUUAAAGUACUUCUAGGUUCCAUUAUAAACUAUGAUAACAUGAGACUUGACCGAGGCUUUUGA
Zygotorulaspora mrakii is the source of this 1350-nucleotide messenger RNA. RefSeq names its product M20 family metallo-hydrolase. The coding region runs from base 1 to 1350 and encodes 449 amino acids. Gene Ontology annotation, molecular function: hydrolase activity, acting on carbon-nitrogen (but not peptide) bonds, in linear amidines. The record is from RefSeq and is a predicted model, not a curated record. NCBI's taxonomy places the organism in Eukaryota, Fungi, Ascomycota, Saccharomycetes, Saccharomycetales, Saccharomycetaceae. The transcript has a single exon.